Chaetomium globosum CBS 148.51 is the source of this 1992-nucleotide messenger RNA. Its product is annotated as ATP-citrate synthase subunit 1. Lineage: Eukaryota; Fungi; Ascomycota; Sordariomycetes; Sordariales; Chaetomiaceae. Bases 1 to 1992 code for a protein of 663 amino acids. The transcript is spliced from 2 exons. Gene Ontology annotation, biological process: acetyl-CoA biosynthetic process; tricarboxylic acid cycle; fatty acid biosynthetic process. Gene Ontology annotation, molecular function: ATP citrate synthase activity. Gene Ontology annotation, cellular component: cytosol. The record is from RefSeq and is a predicted model, not a curated record.
AUGGCAACCCCCAGCAGCAGUGCUAACGGCCUUAAGCCGACCGGCGGCCUGUCUGCUAACGACAACAUUCGCCGGUUUGCUGCGCCCAGUCGGCCGCUGAGCCCGCUUCCCGCCCACGCGCUGUUCAACGACAAGACAAGAUGCUUCGUCUACGGCCUACAGCCGCGUGCCGUGCAGGGCAUGCUCGACUUCGACUUCAUCUGCAAGCGGGCGACACCGUCGGUCGCUGGUAUUAUCUACACAUUCGGCGGUCAAUUCGUCAGCAAGAUGUACUGGGGCACCAGCGAGACGCUGCUCCCCGUGUACCAGCAGGUCGAGAAGGCAAUGGCCAAGCACCCCGAUGUUGAUACGGUCGUCAACUUUGCUUCGUCUCGUAGUGUCUACAGCUCGACCCUGGAACUCAUGGAGAACCCCCAAAUCAAGACCAUCGCUAUUAUUGCCGAGGGUGUCCCGGAGCGCCGUGCCCGUGAGAUCGCGCAUGUUGCGCAGAAGAAGGGUGUCACAAUCAUUGGCCCUGCUACCGUCGGUGGCAUCAAGCCCGGCAGCUUCAAGAUUGGUAACACUGGUGGUAUGAUGGACAACAUCGUUGCUUCCAAGCUCUACCGCAAGGGUUCGGUCGGCUACGUCUCCAAAUCUGGUGGCAUGUCCAACGAACUGAACAACAUCAUUUCGCAAAACACCGACGGUGUCUACGAGGGUGUGGCGAUUGGUGGUGAUCGGUACCCCGGCACUACUUUCAUCGACCAUUUGCUGCGCUACCAGGCCGACCCUGACUGCAAGAUCCUCGUGCUUCUUGGCGAAGUCGGCGGUGUUGAGGAGUACAAGGUGAUUGAGGCCGUGAAGCAGGGCGUUAUCACCAAGCCCAUUGUGGCGUGGGCCAUCGGUACCUGCGCGAGCAUGUUCAAGACGGAGGUUCAAUUCGGUCACGCCGGUUCGUUCGCCAACUCGCAGCUCGAGACGGCGGCCAUGAAGAACCAGAGCAUGCGGGAUGCCGGUUUUCAUGUCCCCAGCACAUUCGAGGACAUGCCGGCGCUCCUCAAGUCUGUCUACGACAAGCUCGUGAGCCAGGGCACCAUUAAGCCCCAGCCCGAGCCUGUUGUGCCCAAGAUCCCCAUCGACUACUCGUGGGCCCAGGAGCUUGGCCUUAUCCGUAAGCCGGCUGCCUUCAUCUCGACUAUCUCGGAUGAUCGUGGCCAGGAGCUUCUAUACGCUGGCAUGCCCAUCUCAGACGUGUUUAGGGAGGACAUCGGUAUUGGUGGUGUCAUGUCCCUGCUGUGGUUCCGCCGCCGUCUGCCCGACUACGCCUCCAAGUUCCUCGAGAUGGUGCUCAUGCUCACAGCCGACCACGGCCCGGCCGUGUCUGGUGCCAUGAACACAAUCAUUACCACCCGUGCCGGCAAGGACCUCAUCUCGGCGUUGGUGAGCGGUCUGCUUACUAUCGGUUCGCGGUUCGGUGGCGCGCUGGACGGUGCUGCCGAGGAAUUCACCAAGGCUUUCGAUAAGGGUCUCAGCCCGCGCGAGUUCGUCGACACAAUGCGCAAGCAGAACAAGCUGAUCCCGGGUAUCGGUCACCGCGUCAAGUCGCGGAACAACCCGGAUCUGCGUGUGGAGCUCGUCAAGGAGUACGUCAAGGCCAAGUUCCCCAGCUGCAAGAUGCUCGACUUCGCGCUGGCGGUCGAGUCGGUGACGACGUCGAAGAAGGACAACCUGAUCCUCAACGUGGACGGCUGCAUUGCCGUCUGCUUCGUCGACCUCAUGCGCAACUGCGGCGCCUUCAGCAACGAGGAGGCUGAGGACUACCUUAGCAUGGGUGUGCUCAACGGCCUGUUCGUGCUCGGCCGCAGCAUCGGUCUGAUUGCCCACUACCUCGAUCAGAAGCGCCUGCGCACCGGGCUCUACCGCCACCCGUGGGAUGACAUCACGUACAUCCUCCCGAGCCUGCAACAGGCGGGCCCUCCGGGCACCGAGGGUCGCGUGGAGGUGCAGAUGUAA